Molecule: messenger RNA, 5393 nt
Organism: Podarcis muralis (Common wall lizard)
Lineage: Eukaryota; Metazoa; Chordata; Lepidosauria; Squamata; Lacertidae
Gene: LCA5
Product: lebercilin LCA5
Biological process (GO): intraciliary transport
Cellular component (GO): axoneme
Source: RefSeq, a predicted model, not a curated record
GCCAAUCGGGGCGGAAAUAAUCGGGCUCCGGGUCCUCCUCCUGCUGCCCUGGUCCCCGCCCCUUUCCUUCUCGCCUCAUCCCCCGUUACCUUGGAACCUGCUGUAAAUAUCCCGGGACGCGCGAGAUGGUGGCGGCGGCGCGGCCCCUUUAAGCUGAGCCUCGGCAACCGUCUGGCUCGUGCAAGGGGGUCGAGGAGGCAGAAUCAAACAUGCAUUCUGAACAAAACUACUGACUGCCAAAGGGAGAGCCGGCAACCCUUCUUCUGAAUGUAGGGUAAUGAUGAAUUGGCAAGCAGCCAGCCAGCACUUCCACUGUGACUCUGUGAGCCGUCCUCUGGCAAGAUGAAUAUUCCUUGAGGAAAGGUCUUGAACAUUAUUUUUAUUUAGAAUGGGGGAGAGAGGAAGGAGUCUCGAUUCUGGACCCAACAGAAAAUCAGACAGUGAUAAAAGCAGUAACUCUUACUAUUCUGACGACGAGUCAUCUCACGGCUCUGACCACUCGCCAACGAUAAGCACUCAGUCUACAAACGCUGGAGAAAAAAACAACAAAUCGCAGACUUUGAAAAGCCUCGCACAUUACCAAGGCACUAAGCAAAUUGCCUCCAAAUAUGCGCCCAGCAAAAGAGGUAUCCGCUGGGGGUUUCGCUCCCAGAGCCUCAACAGGGAGUCUCCUGCCAAAGAUAUUAGCCUAGUUACAAAAAGAGUUCUUUCUGCCAGGUUGCUGAAAAUCAACGAGCUCCGUAAUGAGCUGACGGAACUGCAUGUCAAGCUGGAUGAGCUUCAGAAAGAGAACAGGGCGCUCAAGCGGCUUCAGUACAGGCACGAGAAAGCCCUGCAUAAGUUUGAGGACACCGAAAACGAAAUCUCUCAGCUCCUGGCACGGCACAGUGACGAGAUGAGGAUACUGAGGGAGCGCCUGAGACGCUCUCAGGAAAGAGAACAAACGACGGAGCGGAAACUCCGGGCUUCGGAGGAGGAGCUGUACAAGGCCAAAAGCAAUUUGCAAAAAUUGAGAAGGCUUGCUGAAGACAGGCACCUCCCGGAACGCGAUGAGCUGGCUAAGAAGCUGGCUUUAGCAGAAAACAGGCUGGAUGACACUGAGAAGAGAAUUAAGGACUUGGAGAAGAACCUUGACCUCAGUAAUAGUAGUUUCCAAAGACAGUUGCAUUCUGAGAAAAAGAAAUUAUGUGAUGCCCAGGAAGAAAAUAAAGUUCUCCAAGAGGAAGUCCAACGGCUAGGUCAAAAAUUAAAGGAAAAAGAAAGAGAACUAGAUGCAAAAAAUAUAUAUGCUAAUCGGAUGUUAAAAGUUUCACCCAAAAAAGAUGUUGAUUCUGCACCAAGGAGAAAAGCUUCUAAUAAGAAUACUAAACAGAUAACAAAAGGAGUCCAGACUACUGGAUGCUCUUCUCCAGUAGAAUUUCCUCAACCACCAGACUUUAUUUCUGAUGGAAUACCGGAGGAAAAGGAAGAUGACACACAUCUCAGAAUGGAACAGUCAAUUAAAGACUGGAAAGAACAAACAGAACGAUUCAAGGAAGAGCAGAACAGAGAAAGAGAGGAAAGGCUGAAAAGUGAUCAAGAACUGCAGGCCUUGGAAGAGAGAGCCAAGAAACUAAGAGAUGAAUGGGAAAAGGAAGAAUCUGAGAGAAAAAAGAGGGAAAAUAGUCUUCUGCCGGAAAAAGAAGAAAAAGCAAAAUUGGAGACAGACAUAUAUAGUUUGGGAAAUGGGAUGCAAAAUAAUGAAAGCGAAGAAGAGGAAAGACGGAAGGCAAUUCUGCUUUCUAAGAUGUAUGAAAUUGACAAGGAAACGCAGAUCAAUAUAAAAGUUACUUCACAGGAGCACACUUCGGAUACUGUAACUAUACCAUAUUCCUUGGAAAAAAGUAAGAGGCCGUACCAGAGCUCAGAAGCAACUGAGAAAUUAUUCAAUGGUUUUCUGGAAUACGGCCAGCACAAUACGGCUACGAAAGGAGAAAUCCAGAAACAGCAAAAUCUAGAGACUACAAGCCCAAGCAGCAAUUUGACAUUUGGUUGCUAUGUACCUUCUUUUGGGAAAGUAUCAGGGAGGCCAAGUUGGGCUAAUCAAAAAAGCGACUUCCUUGACGAACCCACUAAGGAAGACUUGGGUCUCCACACGAAGAGAGAUAAAAAGGCCAACUUAAUGGAGCAGCUGUUUGGAAGCGGUGCCAGCACCAUCACUCCACCUAAGAAAAAUGAUUUGGGUACUUUCCGACAAGACAGCAGCCCAAACAAUGGUUCCAAGGAUAAAGGCUCUACGGUCAAUGUAAAAGACGACGGCGAUCUUUUCUUCAGUGAAGGGAAAAACUUCAAUCCCAAAAGGCACCGACUGCAGCACACAGCGAGCAGACCAGCAGUGAAGGCUUUUGAUUACUUGGAAGACGAGAUUGAGGAAGUACUGUUGCAAUGAUUAUAUUCUGCAAAAGUCUGUAUGUGUAAAGAGUACAUGUAUUUAAUGCGCUAUUUAUAGUUUUUAAAACUUUUCAGAUAUCGUUAUAAAUAUGAAGUGACUGAAAAUAUAUACGUGGGGGAAAUGGGGAUAUGUAGCCUGAUGGGUCAUCAAGAACGCAGCUUUUUUUAUCUAGGGUGCCCUAAGCAAUUGAAAGUGGUGACUGAUAGAGGUAUACCAAUCUGUCGGGUUUCUUAGCGCAGUCCUACCCAGUCUAUUUAGUCUUCUCUGCCCGCCCACCUUCAUAAUUAUCUCCCCGUCUUCUCUAGAUCUUUUCCAUCCUUCACUUUUAAAUGUACACAGCUUGGUGGUACAGUGAGUCAGGGUGCUUCUGCAUGACAUCAUUAGCUAUACAUUUUGCAUGUGGCCACAAAAAGAAAUAGCUGAAAUUCCUCCCCCCCAGUAAUAAAGUAAUUUCCAUCGCUACUCUUCUUUAAAUUGUUUCUCUAGGGCUACAAAUGACUUUAACCAGUUUUGAGGGCAAUUUUAAUCCUCCCCCUGUACCAUCUCUGCUAUGGGGAGUCUCCCAAGUAGUAUAGUUUCAAUACAGCAGAGGUUAAAUGCAAACAUUUUGUUGAGCUAAGAAAUGAGAACAGUUCAAAGGAGACGGCAUGUUAUGAUGACUUUUCAACCCAUCAGCUUGUUCAUCUGGUCUUGCAUAAUAAGCCUAAAUAUUGAGAAAAGCAAUACCGAGGCUAUUUUUCUUAUAAUAGAAGGGAAUCUGAUUUUGUCAUUCAGUCAAAUAGAAUGUAGGACUUGAUGGGACUCUAGAUAAUUUCGUAAUUUCUCACCACCUGUUGGAAUGAGAAAAUGAGAAAAUGGUUUAAUGGUGAAGUGAAAAAGCAUUGCCACAUUUUAGGUUAACCUAGCACUUGCUUAAUUUGUCAUCAGCCACACUCCCGCAUACCACACCAAUCCCAUUAACAAGCCUUCUCUGUUGUAAGUGGGCUGCAGAUUGCAGCCAUGAGCACAGUCCACUUAAUGAAGUGGACUUGUCCAACACAACCUUGUGCAGUUGUUCUUAGUGGAUUUAUUAAAUAUUGCCUGAUGUGCUAUCCGGUGGUGGCUGUCGGAGGAUGGAAGAGAAUUAGUCAAUGGAACUGGAAGGAAGGCAAUUAUCUGCAGUACACUUCUCUUGUGCAGUACACAGCUCUCCUUCUAAAUCUGUUCCAGGGCAUCCUCCAACCCCCUUGGAGCAGACUUCAGGGCGGCACUGAAAAGGGUACAGGUGACUGCUGAAAAUUGCUUCUGUCCUCUUUCUAACAGAUUCCUUUCCAUCAGCAGGCGGUUAGCCUGCAAUGCCAUAAUGGAAAAUACUAUGAUAUUUGAUCAAAUAAAUUGGAUUUGUUUUAAUACUUAGUUUUUGUUCACUUUCAAGACGUAACUGGGAAUGUUUAUAUGAGACUUAGGAAGAUCUAGUGCUAUGGCUGGUAAAAAUGUACAGUUGGCUGUGUCACUUAGUUUUAAUUGCAGUUCUUUGGUUGUGUAAAAUGCUCCGUUCGUACUACUUAUAUGGAACAUUUUGAAUAGGAAGCAAUCUAAAAACAUCAGCAAAAGAAUUGGUUAGCAGCAGUCCAGAUCUCAACUUAAAUACAUCUGUUGGACUUGCACUAUUGUCCAGCUGAAGCAAAGCACCAACUUCACCUUGUGGGGCUGUUUUGGCUAUAGACAAUUGUCCCAAUCUAGGGAACAUAGUUGAGUUGGGUCAGAUCCACAUAAAGUGCAAAAAGCUGCUGAGAGAUGAAAAAUAGCCUCUUCACUUUGGUGUGCAUGGUGAACUUUGCCACCCUAAAGCUUUUGACCUCUUUAGGCCUGUCAGAGGCCUUAUGAGCACUUGCAAUAGCAUCUCCUAGUGAUGAUAAGGAGGCUGCUUCAGCCUCUGAUGGCAACUGUUGAGUAGGAGAGAGGGACAGGGACUCAAACUUGGUGCCUCUGUGGCCCCGCUCCCCUUGCAUGCAUCCAUCUAAACAGAUAACUCAAUCUGCCAGUGACUUUGUUGGGGCAAGAGAUAUUGAAUAAGUGCUCACAGACACUGGUGUUCUAGAAUGAGGUUAAAGGCAAUGCAAAGAAGGAAAACACACUAUCAUUUGCUACAGAAUCGAAUUAGGAAACAAUUCCACAGUGAGAAACAGUUAUUGUCCAUUUGGGUCAUGGCUAUUACGCUAUGUAGCUACCAGUUGCCAUUUUCAUUUUUUGCUGGCUAACCUGGAUUUUUUAGAGAUGCCAUCUUGGCUUGACGCAAGUCGUGGGUCCGUACAGCUCCAAAGUACCCUUCGGUUUUUGCCAAUCUCCUCAGCUACUAGUUUAGUUGCCAGGCUUUUUGAAACCUUGUGGGAAAGACCACAGUGGAUUUUGGGGGCAGCGCAAAUAGCUAUUGUGGAGGUUUGAUUUUAGUAUUCUGCUCUGCGAUAUAGAUGGCACUUGACCAAGUUUCCAGUCAGAAUCUCAGCAGACGUUGUGAUGAACUCCAUCUUGACAUUUGUUUGUGAUCCGCCUGUGAGAGCUGGUGGGAACUUUUGACAAGUGUUUCGCUGUGGUCUUCCACUUGUCACCUGUUGGCACCCCCUUGUGCAGCAGCUUCAGGGUCCCAGCAGCUGAUGUGUGGCCUGUAGCCUCGAGAGGGAGCUUCUUAGCACUGAAAACCUUUUGCAUUUCUAAUGCAACACUAAAGGGCGAUAAUGUUUUUUCUUGUAAUAUAAAACAAAGCAUUUUUAUGAUUCAGAAGAAUAUAGUAUGUAUUUUAAAAGAAUUGUUUUAGAGCUAAUGCUAUAAAAAUAUUACCAUCUGUACUGAUUUUUAAUAUCUAUUUAUUAUGUAAUGUUUAAUUUGUUUUUAUAACUUUAUAUUUUGUGUCAAAAGUUCUACCUUGGAACAAUGCUUGGGUGUUUUUUUUAACAGAAUGAUUUAUAUUAAAAUAUUUCUGUGA